This is a messenger RNA of Hordeum vulgare subsp. vulgare (domesticated barley), 1568 nucleotides long. Its product is annotated as atherin-like. The coding region runs from base 107 to 1099 and encodes 330 amino acids. The transcript has 2 exons. The record is from RefSeq and is a predicted model, not a curated record. NCBI's taxonomy places the organism in Eukaryota, Viridiplantae, Streptophyta, Magnoliopsida, Poales, Poaceae.
CUUUAAAGCCCGCAAAAGACCCGCCGCAACCAAACCCCACACACACGUAACACCCUCCAUCCCUUUCCACACACACACCGCUCUCUCUCUCUCUCUCUCCCUCUCAAUGGCGAGGCGGUCGGUGCAUCGGAGGCAGGAGUUCAGCUUCGCGGGGGACUCGCCGACGCCGUGGCAGGGCGCGGAGGCCGGCGAGAGGCGCGCGCUGCCUCCCCGGACGCCGCCGGUGGCGAACCCGAUGGCGCCGCGCGCGGGGGAGGAGGACUUCCGCUGGCUGCAGGCGUCGAGGCAAGGCUCGCCGGAGUCCGGCUCCGGCUCCGGCACGCCGUCGCCGCAGCUCUGGGCGCAGAGCGAGCCGCACCACCACGACCGGCUCUACCCGGCCUCCGCCGGGAGCUCCCCGUCGCGCGCGCAGGCCAUCGCCGGCUACCGCCGCGAGAUGCUCGACCUCGUCCGCGGCCUCCCCGAGGCCGCCUACGAGCUCUCCCUCCGGGACAUCGUCGAGUCCCGGCCCUCCCCGCUGCCUCCUCCUCCACCACCACCACCACCUCCGACCCAACCGUACAACGUCGCUACGCAAGAACAAGGAGGCGGCGAGCCCAAGAAGGACGUCACGGCGGCGGGCAUGGACGGCGACGAGGCCAAGAAACAGAUCGGCGGCGGGGACAAGAAACAAAGGACGCCAAGAAAGCAGAGGACGAUGGGGAGGACGCGAAGCCGGAGCAUGGAGCGCAGCGUGAGUCUCGACACCGGCCUGCUCAUCAAGCUCUUCCUGCCGCUCUCCGUCGGCCGGAAGAAGAAGGUGUCGCCCAAGCCCGCCGCGGUCGCCCCCGCCAAGGACGGCCGGAAGAAGACCAAGAAGAAGAAGAAGCAGGGGAAGGAGGAGGAGGAGGAGGAGGAGUGGUGGAAGAAGAGCCAGUUCAGCGAGGCGGGGAGCAGCAGCGGCAGCAGCAACAGCAGCGCCAGCAGGAACAAUGGAAUUGGAAACGGAAAUGGCGGCAGCGAUCCAAAAGCUCCGGCCAGGAGUAGGAGCAGAAAGAGGAUUGGGUGCUAUGGUUUCUUCAGGGCAAACAAGAGCAACAAUGGGGUCAUCCAAGAAUAAAACCAUGCAAUUGCCAAGACCACCCCUGGCUCCAUUCAUGCAAAGAAAGUACUCCUACGGCGAUCAGCUCAUAUGAACACCAGCAUUGCGAUAUCCUACCGACGAUCACUGCACACCUGCUCAUGCAUGCACAGGAAUGGAACUCAUGGAAGCAAAGACCCAAUGUGCAUGCCUAGAAACUGGUGCAAGAUCAUGGUAUGACCACUGCCCGUGCAUAGAUGGAUGGAUACGUCUUGUCCAUGGAGAGCACAGAUGACAUCCAACAAUGGUAGCACUGAAGUUUUGACUUCUCACAUAUGUUGUAUUUUUCUUUCUCUUCUUUUUCUGGAGAAAUAUAUGAUGUAUUUUCUCAGACAGUCACAUCUCUAGCUUGUACUAUCCCCUGUUUGUACAUGUUUGUAUGCAAGCUUUUUGUUGUCAGUAGUUGUUAAACAAUUUUUUUUAAAAUCGCACAUACUGUGAAGGAGGA